This is a messenger RNA of Periconia digitata, 677 nucleotides long. The record is from the annotation of a GenBank genome assembly. Lineage: Eukaryota; Fungi; Ascomycota; Dothideomycetes; Pleosporales; Periconiaceae.
CUCCCCAGCAGCUAGGAAAAAAACAUCAAAUCUGAUAUCCACGUUUGCCGUGUUAUCUAUAUGGGCAUUUUCCCAAAGGCAAGAUGAUGUUAUACUCGACUACUGCUGUGUAACCAGAGGAAGGCCAAUAUUGGAGUACAUAUGCAGUCAUUACCAUACAUGUAUACAUAUGUAUAUGCAUCUGUUACCCCAUCACUAUAUACACCAUGUGCAUAGCUCUGGGCGUCACGUAAUCGCUCUUCCCAACCACCCUAAGACACGCAAGGUUCCCCGUAGGCGCUGCUAUUCAACUCGAUGCUCUCCAUUCUUUUCUUUCUUUGACCCAGGACAGGCUGCGAAUAGCACCUUGGAUAUGUAGUGUACGUGUGUUGGUCGAUGAAAGAGGGCGUGCAGGGUGCCGUAUCUGCCACCACCUUCCGGCCCACAACGUUUCAUCGCCAGUGCAACAGACAAUACGCUAAACCCUUUCGGUGCCCUCCACCCACCCGCGAACCAUGGUUCCCUGCGCCGUGUCCGCCUCACAAGCCAACUAUCAGCUUGCCGUCGCAUGCCAUGUUGAAACCUUUCCCUUCAAACGCCCCUCCCAAAGGUAUAUUCCCAUUUUGACUCUCCAAAAACAAAAAAGAAGUUCCUACCCAAACGCCGCUCCUGAAAAUGCUCCAUCCCAAAUCCCUUCA